This is a messenger RNA of Rhipicephalus microplus (southern cattle tick), 619 nucleotides long. RefSeq lists its product as uncharacterized. The record is from RefSeq and is a predicted model, not a curated record. NCBI's taxonomy places the organism in Eukaryota, Metazoa, Arthropoda, Arachnida, Ixodida, Ixodidae.
UCUGGACGACAUUAAGAAGGAGAUCAUGGAACGCUGCUUCAAGUCGAGCUCGUACCGUGACGACUUUACAAAGUACGCUCCAUGCCUGAACAAGGUGGGCUCUAAGUUCCACACCUGCGUCAAAAACUUCAUCAUGGACCUGGAUGUCGCCUCGAGGUUGGAGCCGAGACAGCGAAUCACCGGUGGCUGCUGUAAGUACAAGAAACUGGAGGUCUGCAUGAGCGACGCCAUCCGCGGCACCUGUGAUAAGGGGGCGCACGACUUCGUCAAGAGACUCCUGAAGCACUACGAGGGCAAUAUGCUGGGCAUCUUGUGCGUGAACCACUGGGACAAGGCGAAGUGCGAGGCGAUCAAGUACGACGACAAACCGGGGGACGCGAGCCUACGCUCCGUGAUCGCGCCGCUAAUCAAAGUGCUAGAGGCUAUAGACGCCUGACAGCACGUUGCGACUGUCAACGUUUGGGGCAAUUAGAUGCCAAUAAAUCGAACUAAUGAUAUUGACGACAUCGCGAGCUUCAGAAUCACAGAAUGAACAGUUUGCAAAAUAGUUUGCAAAUAGUUUGCAAAACAUGCGAGCAAGUUUUGUUUUCAACCAAAUAACCUAUAUCAUAAUCAAGAC